This is a messenger RNA of Peromyscus maniculatus bairdii (prairie deer mouse), 769 nucleotides long. It is a transcript of the gene Pex39, whose product is annotated as peroxisomal biogenesis factor 39. The record is from RefSeq and is a predicted model, not a curated record. Lineage: Eukaryota; Metazoa; Chordata; Mammalia; Rodentia; Cricetidae.
CCCGGGCUACACCGUUUGGUACGGUCCGAGGUUUCCCCUCCCCUUCCCGCGAAGGUGGUUGCUCCCACACCGCCCGGAAGUGCUCGCGGUCGGGUCCCGGGGGUGGACUGGUGGCGGGACAUGGAGGUGCGGGGCCGUGUGGACAGUCCGGGCGGAGCCCUGGCGUCUGCCGAGCCGGUUCCGGCUCCGGUGACCCUGGCGCAGCUCCUGCAGCUGGUCCAGAAGGGCCAGGAGCUCCCGGGUCUGGAGAAACGCCACAUCACUGCGACCCACGGCGAGCCCACGGCGUCGCUGCUCCCGCGGAGGCCCAAGCCCUGGGAGGACGCGGGCUCGGCCGCAUCGGCCCGCACCGCCGCCCUAGACGCGCGCACGCAGUCCCCGACCGUCGGGGAACCGGCCCGGGUCAGCCCAGCGGCCCAGCUCGGCCGAGGCCCAGCAGAUUCCUGAGCUCGAGGGCUUUUACAGCCGAGAUCCGGAGGACCGGACUGGGUCCUGCAAGAACCCGAGAGUCUGGACAGCUGCCACCCUUACUCAUCUUUCUGCAUCUGCGCUGACCUGUCUCAACCGGACCCGGUCUUCCAGGAGACUCAACGUUGCCCAGGAAUUUUGGGUUUGGACGCUGAAUUUCAACUGCAUACCGUGUUCUAGUCCGUCCGUGUAAUUGAAAAAGCCUGUUUCACCACCUGCGGUCUGUUUCACUUGGGGCAGUAACCUCCAGGGCCACCUUCUAAUGAUACUGAUAAAGUAAACCGAGAGCCGGGUCAUUUCU